AUGGCACCAGUGUUACCAUCUCGCCUGCAGCUGCUUCUAGUCGCCCGCCGCAAGGAACAACAUGGAAGCAUGGAAGCAUGGGGCCAGGCCGCCCUGUGCUUCGGUCACUUCCGUUCGGUCGUCGCACUCGCAAAGCACUGUCAAGCAUUGGCCUUCGAGAUGCGGCCCUACCCUCAGAUUGACGAAGGAAGCAACAGUAUCCUAUCCCGCGCUUUCGACGCGAUCAGGGUUCACCGGCAAAAGUCAUACUGA
Messenger RNA from Colletotrichum spaethianum, 252 nucleotides. RefSeq lists its product as uncharacterized. The transcript has a single exon. The record is from RefSeq and is a predicted model, not a curated record. Bases 1 to 252 code for a protein of 83 amino acids. NCBI's taxonomy places the organism in Eukaryota, Fungi, Ascomycota, Sordariomycetes, Glomerellales, Glomerellaceae.